Molecule: messenger RNA, 1164 nt
Organism: Peniophora sp. CBMAI 1063
Lineage: Eukaryota; Fungi; Basidiomycota; Agaricomycetes; Russulales; Peniophoraceae
Source: the annotation of a GenBank genome assembly
AUGAGCACCCUGAUGAAUCUUCUCGCCAACGCUAAUGCAGCUCCGGCAUCUACGGAGUCCGCAAAUACGGGAAUGCAGCAGGGUCUGAACACUCAGCCCUCCGGGAACGCGGGAUUUGCCGAGCGCGGAUCACAGGCUGGUUCGCUGCCUCCGUCGUUUGACCGCAACCACGAUGAGGACGACGACCACGAUUCUACGCCCGGCUUGCACCAACUUUCCCAUUCUGAGCUCAGUGAGCGUGCCUACACGCCUCGUUCGGCUGAGCGGUUGCGGGUGACAGCGCGCAAAGUCUGCGAAGAGAAAGAAAUCCCCGCGGACAGUCUCAACGAUUUUGUAGAGUGUGGCCCAGAGCUUCAAAGGAUGCACAUGCAAGCACAGUACAUCCACGCCUCGAGGGCUGAAUUCAAGUACAAGAACCUCCUCCGUAUUUAUUCAAAGGACUUCCAGGAUCUACUCCAACACCGAGCCACGGCGUCGCUUCUCUCACCAGCGGUACCGGCCUGGCUGAACGAUGUCUCGAACCAGGCAGUGAGAUACUUGGGUGCGAAGCCGAAGUUUUUCUACACUACCCGCGAGGUUCUCGAAGACGCGGAGCUCAAGAAGCACCUCAUUGCAUUCGUCAAAGACGCUUAUUCGAAAGCUCGUGGUCGCAUGCGCCCUUUGCUUGACAGCUCAAUCAAACCAACUCACAAGCAGAUAGAGGAAGGCAAGGCGACCGUCGAGAAGCUCGCCGAGGAGCUUGCGCGACCGACGGGAAUGGUCCUGAACGACAAACAUUUCAGUCAUGUGGCGUACCUGCGAAUGACUAUGUCUGACUUCCGGGGUCGUCCUGCCCAAUGGCGGAAGCCACAACGUCGCUCACGCGCAGAGGACGAAGGCACUCCGGAGACCGACGUUGACGAUGCCACGACUCCGUCAAAUUCUGCGCAAAACCCCAAGUUCAGUGACGCGGACUUCUGGCAGUAUGCGGAUUAUCAACUUGGGGAGCUCCGCAAGCAUCUCUCGCAGUAUCCCGAGGGUCCUGCUCGCAACGAAGCAAUGAAGAAGUCAUUCAAACUGGUCCUCGACGAAGAUCGUAAGAAAUACGGUCGUUCACUCGCCCGUCCCGAGAAUCCAUCUCCUAUGCCGUGGCAAGAGCACGUCGAGAAGCAUUUCUGGUGGUAG